Messenger RNA from Mytilus trossulus (common blue mussel), 949 nucleotides. RefSeq names its product monocarboxylate transporter 3-like. The record is from RefSeq and is a predicted model, not a curated record. Bases 16 to 900 code for a protein of 294 amino acids. The transcript is spliced from 4 exons. Gene Ontology annotation, molecular function: monocarboxylic acid transmembrane transporter activity. Lineage: Eukaryota; Metazoa; Mollusca; Bivalvia; Mytilida; Mytilidae. Gene Ontology annotation, biological process: transmembrane transport. Gene Ontology annotation, cellular component: membrane.
AACCGGUCACUGUCAAUGACUCUUACAUCUCUCGGUGGUUCUGUGACCUCUGUUGUUUUCCCAUUGAUUGUUCGGACGUUACUACAAACCUAUGGUUUCCGUGGAGCAAUGCUGAUACAUUCUGCUAUCCUGCUAAAUACCGUUAUAUGUGGGGCUGUUGUCUUCCCUCUGACUUCAAAAGGGUUGAGGGAAGACACAGACGUAGAUAAAGAGCCACUGGACAUGUCAUUUUGUAAAAAUCCAAAAUUUCUUACCUACCUGGUGACGAAUUUUACUCUUUCUAUUGGAUACUAUAUGCCACCUGGUCUACUUCCAAAUACGGCUUUGUCCACAGGUGUAAGUCUUGAUGACAUCUCGUUAGCAUUUUCUAUCGGAGGCAUUGCCAGUAUACUUGGAAGAAUUCUGUUUGGGUUUAUAGCGCAUAGACAUCCAAAUCAAACAACGAAAUUAUUUAGCUUUUUCAUCAUAGCAAUGGGACUACCAAUGGGUAUAAUACCAUUUUCAUCUACAUUUAUACACUAUCUAGUGUUCUGUUUAAUUAAUGGAUUUUUCUUAGGCGGAGUAAAUCUUGGUUACAACUUAUCCUUGAGAAAUAUAUUACUUCCAAAAUAUUAUGGACGUGGAAUUGGAUUUGGAUUACUAGUGCAGAGUCUGGCUAGCUUGGUGGGUAAUCCAUUCGCUGCUUUCUUACAAGAUGAUUUUGGUGAUGGAGGAAUUCCAUUCUAUCUUGGAAUGUCAAUCCUUGUUCUCUCUGGGUUAGUACUAUUGCCAUUUUCAUCAGCGAUAAAGGAGACUGCUACUGAAAUAAACAUUAUUGUACCAUCGAAUCGUGUUACAAAACGUAUCAAAUAUAACUAUUCAAUGAAUGACAUAGCCGAUUCAGUCGUUUCAUACUUUUAAUUCGUAUCGAAUUACACCAUGUUUAUGUUGUCAUUUGUUUAAAAAUGAA